Messenger RNA from Pisolithus orientalis, 1103 nucleotides. RefSeq lists its product as uncharacterized. The coding region runs from base 195 to 902 and encodes 235 amino acids. NCBI's taxonomy places the organism in Eukaryota, Fungi, Basidiomycota, Agaricomycetes, Boletales, Pisolithaceae. The transcript is spliced from 3 exons. The record is from RefSeq and is a predicted model, not a curated record.
UUCAACCGACGCUUUCACCCGUACCCUACGCUCAGCCAUUGUCCACUCACGAUUGGUCCCUUGUUUUGACGAAUUGCAUACCUUAGCGCUGUGCAUCUCUCAGCCAUACAAAUCAGUGCACCCUCAUUGUCGUUCCCUUCAGUUGAUCCCACCCUUGUCCUCGGGUAUCACUAUCUCUUUACAACCACAAGCAAAUGCAUCCUUCUCGCUUGAUGCCUACAACGCGGUGCGCCCUGUCUCCAAAUGACGAGCCCCUUGACCUCCUCUGUCGCAAAUUCAACGUUGCCAAGGUGACUCUUCCACCUGGCUCUCCCAUCCCGCCAACGAUCGACAUGCGAGUCAUCAAAGAUGCGCAUGUACCUUCUCACGUACUUGCCGUCUUCGAUACCCAAGACAACGAGCGGGGGCCUUCGUUUCAGCCUAUCAUUGUGCCCAUCCGUGCCGACCUCUACACCAGAGAUUUCCGAAAAAAUAUUAUCCCACAAAGUCCUCCCGGCACUCCUUACCCAAUACCCCAUUGGAUUACUAAUCUGGGCGGACAAUACGUUACGCUUCCCGUUGUCCCAACUUUGGUACCCCACGCGUCGUCGAUACCAUUGUUGUUACUAUUUGCAUUGGGCCUCGAACCGCGGUCACAGCUUCUUUACUGCCGGUUGCUACCCAGCGAAGUCAUCGAAGAAUUUCCUGCUUUCCCUGCGAUGGCUCAGUCGAUGGCACGAUUGUGCGCCGAUGACCAGUUGAUCAGCCACAUCCGAUUCAACCAGGGGCUAUGGAGGAAUAUUCUGGCGUUGGGGCCCCGUGACAUUGAAUUUAUCCAGGUGGUUCAGACGGCGUGGAAUGCGACAGUCGAAGCUCGCCGCAUCCGGCAGCUUGCUGCUGUGGCAAGGACUCCAAACAUCUAGCGCCUGUUUUAGGGCACGCGGGGGAUGGAGCAUGGGCCCUUCUCGAUUUCCCACCGAUUUUUCUCACUCCCCUUCUCGAUAUACUUAUGUGAAAAACGGCCCUAAUGAUCAUGACUUACAACAGCAUAAUUCGCAUAUACAGUGCUAAUUUUUUGUCCGUUUUUAUUCCACUAUUACCGGUAGCUGAUAUAUCUGAUAUAG